CUGAAGUGCAUUUGGUGAUCACAGGUCCUCCGUUAAUUCAAGAUGACCAAGCGCAAAGGAAAAACUACAACUAAACAGGAUGACGACAGUUUGCUACUCUUGGAGUCGUCUGUAGCACAACCGAGAGGAUUGAAAGAAUAUGCCGUUCCUGCCGUUGUUGUUUGUAUUUUCGCCUUUGUGGGAUUAACAGCUGUCUGGUUCUGCUGCCAGCAACAGCAAACCAUUGACAGUCUAACAGAGACAGCCAAUGCGAUGCAACUCAGGAUAACCAAGUUUCAACAGCAAUUGGGGAUGGGUAAUGCACAGAUCACCAAUGUGGGUGUAUUUGAGGAGCGUCUGCAAGCACUGGAAGAGGCCUACACGCAGGCCCAAAUGAAAGCAGAGGUCACCCUGGCCACCUCUGAAAAAAUCCAAUCUACGGAUCUUUCCAGCCAGCUCUGGUCUCUGCAGUCUGAGAUGAAUGCCAAACUUUCUAAACUGCAACAGACAACUGUUUCCACUGCCACUGUGAAUGCCGUGGUCAAGAAUAAGACUAAUGAACUUGAGAAACUGAAGCAGAGGCUUGAUUCUACCCUUAAUGCAAACUCUGAAGUAGCGGUCAGCAUUUCUGGGCUCACAGACACUGUUUUGGUCACCAAAUCAUGUCUCGAUGAGCAGAUGUCCACUGUGGAGGGUAUCACAUCUCAGUUGGAAGAACAGAGAAUGGAACUUGCAGUCCUGAAGGAAUCUUUUGCCAGCAUCCAGAAUGCUCUUGAAAGAAACAGACAGGAAGUGUUGGACAUCAAGGAGCUGCUGGAGAUGGAACAAGCAAGAAGAGCACAAGCUCUUGAGGAGCAGCUCAUGUCUGUUCGCAGGAGUCUGGAGGACCAUCAGAAGAGCACUCAUAACCUUCACUCUCACCUCGCCGCCCAGCUUGUGAUCGUGCAGAGCCAGAUGUUAGCUCAAAGCCAGCAGCUUGAUUCUGUAGAGGAAGAGAUUUUAGAAGAGCAAGCAGCAACUGAGGAGGAUUUUCCCAUCAAGGCUGAAGAAAUUGAAGUAAACGAUAAAACCGUGAUGGAGGAGAGAGAAAUAACUGGGGAUGUUCAGGUCCAAGAAGAAUUUGUUGAGGAUCAAGUAGUAUCUGAGGAGGAAGGACCAGUUGGGGGGGUUCAGGUCCAGGUGGAAGUUGUUGAAGAGCAAGCCAAGAGGGAUGUAAUACCUGAGGAAGUUCUGCUCCAAAAAGAUGUUUUUGAGGAGGAAGCAGUGCCUAAGGGACUGCAGGUCAAGGAAGAAGUUGUUGCACAGCAACCAUCUAAAGAACUGUCUGAGAAGGUUCAAGUCCAGGGGGAAGAAGCAGUUGAAGAGCAAGCAUUAACUGAGGAGGAUGUAAUAUCUGAGGAUGUUCAGGUCAAGCAUGGAGAUGUUGCUGGGGAGGAAUCAGUAAGUAAAGAGGAUAAAAUAACUGAGAAAGUUCAGUUCCACUGGGAAGAAGCUCUUGAGGAGCGAACAGAAGGGGCCGAGAAGGACCUGACUUCUACAGAGGAAACAGAAAUCGAGGCUGAGGCUGCUAAGGAUGUCUCAGAUAAUCAGGUGGUUGGAGAUCUCUGCCAGGAAGAGACUCCGCAGGAAUCAUUUGAAGAAACGGUUGAAAAAAAUUGAGCAGCAGAUAGACUUGGAAGAAGUUGUAGAAGAUAUGCAAGACUCUGAGGAUGAAGAGGAAAAACCUGUUGAGGAGGUUGUGGAAGAGCUAGAUUAACAAGACAUUUCAGCAUAUGAAGUUGUUGGGAGGGCAACAGUGCAAAAUAAAAUACUUUUUUUGAGGACUUGAAGUUGUUGCCAUUUCCUCACAGAAUUAAGUGAAACAUGACUUCACAUUUGCUGUAAUGUUCCUCAGUCUUUGUACUGGAAGGUGAACUAUUGUCAAAUUUCUAGUGAUCUCUUGAAUGUUUAAUUGCUCUGUUUACACAAAUGUAAUGAGGGUUGAUGUUUUACUGGGUUACACAUUUAACAAAUUGUUGCAUUUUUUUCAUACAGUGGUUUGCCAGAUCAAUAACCUCAGGAGUGUCACUUGAAUUAAACUGCUUUUUAUGUUUUUACUACCUCCCUGUCCCAGCCUCUCUCUGCUAGUGUUUUUUGGUCUCCUGAAAUGGGACACGUGCUGUGUGUAUAUUUUCAGCUCUUAGGUCAGGGGCUCAGGAAUGUGGCACUGAUCUUGGGCAUUGGGGACAUGUGUGUCCCAUUUGUAACUAAAGUGCUGAUUGGAGCUCAUCAAAUCCCUGAAGAUGUGUACCUUGUGAACUUAUCCAUGUUAGCCAGAAGGGAACUGGCCCCCACAGUGAGCCUGGUUUCUCCCACGGUAAUUUUUCUCCAUUAACCAACAUCUUAAGGAGUUUUGUGUUUCUUGCCACAGUCGCCUUCAGCUUGCUCACUGUGUUUCUAAAUACAAUUAUUUAAUUACUUAUUUUUAAACACAAUUCACAAUCUUAUUUUAUCAAACUACACAAUGAUGACUCUUAAGACAUUAUAGAUAUUACAGUUUCAUUUUCUGUUAAUGCAUGAUUUUCUGUAAAACUGCUUUGAAACUAUGUCUGUUGUGAA
This is a messenger RNA of Myxocyprinus asiaticus (Chinese sucker), 2577 nucleotides long. RefSeq names its product myosin-3-like. The record is from RefSeq and is a predicted model, not a curated record. The coding region runs from base 43 to 1638 and encodes 531 amino acids. NCBI's taxonomy places the organism in Eukaryota, Metazoa, Chordata, Actinopteri, Cypriniformes, Catostomidae. The transcript is spliced from 4 exons.